Messenger RNA from Aspergillus viridinutans, 1218 nucleotides. It is a transcript of the gene ddiA, whose product is annotated as putative DNA damage-inducible v-SNARE binding protein Ddi1. The transcript has 2 exons. Gene Ontology annotation, biological process: proteolysis. The record is from RefSeq and is a predicted model, not a curated record. Lineage: Eukaryota; Fungi; Ascomycota; Eurotiomycetes; Eurotiales; Aspergillaceae. Bases 1 to 1218 code for a protein of 405 amino acids. Gene Ontology annotation, molecular function: protein binding; aspartic-type endopeptidase activity.
AUGACGGUCGAGCUUCUCAAGGCUAUCGUUGAGAGCGAAACAUCCAUACCCACAAAUACUCAGCGCCUCGUAUAUAACAACCAACUACUUGGAAAUGAUGCACAGACUUUGGAGCAGAUUGGUAUUGGGGAAGGGGACAUGCUAGGCGUUCAUGUUACAAUGCGGAGCCCUCAAGCGCCUGCUCGCAGCGUAGGAGGCGGCCCCAGUGCAGCGGCUCAGCAGAACCUUCAGCGGCGGCAAGCGAUGACUCCCGACCCCGAGACAAUCCGACUGCAUAUCCUAGGUGACCCUCGCGUGCGAGAGGCUGUCCGACGGCAGAACCCCGAGCUGGCAGAUGCUGCCAACGACGCGCAGCGGUUCCGCGAUGUCCUGAUGGCACAACAACGCCGGGAGACUCAAAUGGAAGCAGAAAAGGAGGCGCGCAUCGCCAUGCUGAAUGCCGAUCCUUUCAAUCCGGAGAAUCAGAGGGAGAUCGAGGAGAUCAUUCGACAGAAUGCAGUGACGGAAAAUCUUCACACUGCCAUGGAGCAUCAUCCCGAAUCAUUUGGUCGCGUGACAAUGCUGUACAUCCCUGUUGAGGUCAACGGCCACAAGGUCAACGCGUUUGUCGAUUCCGGAGCGCAAGUCACCAUCAUGUCUCCCGAGUGUGCGACCGCUUGCAACAUAAUGCGACUGGUGGACCGGCGGUAUGGGGGGAUUGCAAAGGGUGUGGGAACGGCAACCAUUCUGGGUCGGGUUCACUCCGCGCAGAUCAGGAUUGGAAGCAUGUUUUUGCCCUGCUCCUUCACCGUGAUGGAAGGGAAACACAUCGAUCUACUCCUUGGAUUGGAUAUGUUGAAGCGACAUCAGGCGUGCAUUGACCUGAAGAAGGGUGCCCUGGUCAUCCAAGACGAAGCCGUGCCGUUCCUCGGCGAGGCUGAUAUUCCCAAGGAGCUGCAGGAAGGCUUUGAGGAUGAACCUAUCGUCAAGGGUGCCGAUGGCGCCGAAGUCGGCGCGCGAACCGGUGCGGUCACACACCAGGCCAGCGGGUCUGGCACAUCAGCAACUGCUCCGUCAUCGUCGACACCUAGGAUCAAUAUCCGCCCGGCGCCGUCGUCGCGUUGGCCGCAGGACUCGAUUGCGAAAAUCACUGAGCUCGGAUUCACUCGGGAGGAGGCCGUCCGCGCAUUGGAUGCAGCCAAUGGGGACCUUGAUGGAGCGAUUGGCUUUUUGAUUUGA